GGCGGACGUUUGAAUUUCGGGGCGGGCUGAGGCGGCGCUGCCGUUACUGCGCGAGGCUGAGGGGCGUGAGGGGCGCGCGGAGCCGAAAGGACCGAAGGAGCCGCGGUCAUGUCCCAGGAGUGCGGCGAUGAGUGGGAGCUGAGCAAGGAGAACGUGCAGCCCCUCAGGCAGGGGCGGGUGAUGUCCAGCUUGCAGGAGGCGCUGGCUCAGCAGGACUCCUCCAGCCACACCGCUGUGCAGCUCAAAAAACAAGAAUUUGAAUCAGAAAUCCGAUUUUACUCAGGAGAUGACCCUCUGGAUGUGUGGGACCGGUACAUCAAGUGGACAGAGCAGACCUUCCCCCAGGGUGGGAAAGAUGGAAAUCUUGCAGCAGUUUUGGAAAGGGCAGUGAAAGCCCUCAAUGAGCAGCAGCAAUACUACAAAGAUCCUCGUUAUCUUAAUCUCUGGCUCAAGUUUGGCAAUUGCUGUCACGAGCCCUUGGACCUGUACAGUUACCUGUGCAGCCAGGAGAUUGGCACCACCCUGGCACUGCUCUACAUCACCUGGGCAGAGGCACUGGAGGCCAGAGGGAACUUCAGGAAAGCAGAUCUGAUAUUCCAGGAAGGGCUUCAGCGCAAGGCUGAGCCUUUGGACAAACUCCAGUCCCAUCACAGGCAGUUUCAGGCCCGCGUUUCUCGGCAGGCACUGCUGGCACUCGAGGAAAGUCCAGAUGGAAAAGAUGCAGGUCUGCUGGAAAUUGCGGAGCCUCAGAGAAGCUCAUUGGCAGAUCUCAAAGGCAGGGGGAAGAAAAAAGUGAGAGCGCCCAUUAGUCGUGUGGGAGAUGCAGUUAAAGCCACGAACCCGAACAGAAGCGUCCAGCCUCAGACUUCUCUGCAGCUUUCAAAUACUCCGGGUUUUGCUGUGUUUGAUGAAAAUUCAGCCUCUGUAGAGGAGAUUCCCACCCUUACAGCACAGUCAUGGACAGCACCUCCAGCUCCCAGGGCCAAGGAGAAUGAACUCAGUGCAGGACCUUGGAACUCUGGCAGGCGUCCUCGCAGCGCCUCCAACCCCGGCCCGGCAGUGCCCGGCCCCCUGCCCAGCUUCACCCCCUACGUGGACGAGUCAGCUCAGCCUCAGAUGAUGACUCCGUGCAAAAUCGAGCCCAGCAUAAACCGCGUGUUGAGCGCUCGCAAACCUGAGAAGGAGGACCCGCUGCAGCGAGUGCAGCACCAUCAGCAGGACACUCAGGAGCAGAGGGAGGUGGUGAUGUACUGCAAGGACAAGGUUUAUGCUGGAGUCGAUGAAUUCUCUUUGGAAGAGAUUCGAGCUGAAAUCUACAGGAAGAAAGCGAAAAAGAAAACCGAAGAGGAAAUGCAAGCCAUAGCACAGAAGAAGGAAGAAAUACAAAGGCAAAUUGAGGAGCUGGAGAAGAAAUUGAAAGAAGAUGACAAGCAGCAACAACCACGUGAACAGGCAGCAGAGAUAAGGGAAGCUUUGGCACCUUUGGGCCUGCAAGGAUUUACUUCUUCCAGUGCAACAGAAGCUGGGGAGAAGCAGCUUCAGUGGCAAAGUGAGUUCCAUGUCUGUGAAGAUACUCAGCUACAUAAACCAUCUUGUCCUGAGGAGGUUAUCCCGACUCCUGAUGUAUCCCCAGACAUCCACAGUGGAAAUGUGCUUUUAGACCCUGAGGAGGAACAGAGAGAUGAGGCCAGCCUUCCAAAAGAAGAUGUAGGUCUGCUUCCCCCACUGGCUCCUGCUCCGUUUUUCUCUAUAUUUGAUGAAUCCUCUACUUUAACAAAUCAGAAUAUAAGUUGUUCUGCAGAUCAUACCCAGACGAGUGCCCGUCGCCCUCUCGCUGUUCGUAAACCUUUGGCCUCUCUGGCAGCAAAGGAAAACGCCUCAGCAGAAACCUGUGAUGAGCUGAAUGGAAUCGAACCUUUGACUGAGGAUGCAAUUGUGUCAGGCUCCUACAAGAACAAACCCCUUUGUGCCAACCCAGAAGACACGUGUGACUUCAACAGGGCUGCCCACCUGGCCUCGACGCCCUUUCACGGGCUGGGGGCUCAGAGAGUCCCAGCUCCUGCUUUCUCCCAGAGUGGCCUGAAGGAGGAUAGUCCAGAAUCCAAGAGUGCACCUCUGGAGCAGGAAACGCUGGUGUGUGAGGGAGCCUACAGGGAAGCUCUGUGUGUAAAUAAACUGAGCCCCAUCAUGGAAACAAGCCUGGAAGACACUCGCUCGUCAGGUUCUUCAGUCUCAGGAGGUUCUCUGUCCUCUGUUACACAAACAUCUGCUAUUAAAUACCUGCAUAUCCCUGAGAAACUGGAGCUGGCUCAGAGCCUGCCUGCUGAAACAGCUCCUGAUGCUGGAGGUGUCUGUGGAAAUGCUCCUGCAGAGAGGUGCAGCACAGAAUGCUUGUCAGCAUCCAAAACAGGGGAUGACGUGGCUCAGUUCCUGUGGAGUGCUGAGCAGCGUAAAAAGCUCUUGGAUCCUGUGCCAGAAUCACUGGCUGCUUCUCCAGAUUUUUACUUGGAGCCUGGAGCUCUGCCUGGCAUGGAGGUUGAGAAGGACAUUGAGCUGGGGCAUGAGACUUACUGCAUCAAAUGGGAAUACUGGAGCAAUGAGGAAUACAAAAUGUUUUUCGCCAUUCCAGCUAACCUUUUCCAGUUGGAUGCAAAGGGAUUUGCAAUAAAGGUGUAUUCUCAGCCUGUGCCUUGGGAUUUUUAUAUCACCCUGGAGUUACAGAGGCGUCUGAAGGCUGACUUUGACCAGAGCUUCAGUGGGAGCUGCAGCUGCCACCUGUACCGGGAUGGCUGUGCCGUGGUGCACAGGGACAUCAACCGCUUCACGCUCGGGGAUGUUAUCCGUGGCCGCAAGUCCAUCACGGAGGAAGUCAUCUUCCUGGUUGUUUAUAACCUUCUGGGUGUGGUAGAGAAGCUGCACAAGGCUGAGAUUGUCCAUGGAGAUCUGAGGCCAGAGGUGUUCUUUCUGGGAGACAGGAUCUGUGAUGCCUUUGCUAACGAGGACAUGGCAAGUGCUCUGAAGGUGGUGGAUUUCUCUCACAGUCUGGAUUUGAGGUUGCAGUCUCGAGUGAGCUUGUGCAACAGCUUUCCCAUAUCUCAGACCCCUCAUGGGCAGCAGCUUCUGGCAGCAAGUUCUCUUCCUUAUCAGGUGGACUUGGUUGGCAUUGCAGAUAUAGUCCAUUUGAUGCUGUUUGGGGAUCAUAUCCAGGUCUAUCAGGAGAAUUCCAUCUGGAAAAUCAGCCAAAACCUACCAAAGACUGUUGACAGUGAUUUCUGGAGUAAACUUUUUGGGAGAAUUCUGAAUGCAGAUGGUAAGUCCACAGCGCCUCUGCUGCGGGAGUUGAGAGAGGAAAUCGGUGACAUGUUUGACAGCUGCUUCCAAGAACGACUUUGUGAGUCCUUAGCUGCCCUGGGAGUGACCUUCCUCCUCUAGAACUUCCUGUGACUUCGUAGAGGACAAACACACCUUGUAUUAUAGAGAAGAAUUUGUUGUUGAUUUCUUAUUUAUUUUUUUCCAAUGUCAGCAUGACAGCGAUUGCAGCUGUGUCUGCAGUGCUUCACGUGGGACUUGCUAAAGGAUGUUUUUGUUGCAUCAGUGCCCAGAUCAGUUAAGAGGCUUAGGAGUUUAACCUGUGUCUGAGCAGUUUGCCAGAGAAAAUUGUUUGCCACGUCUGCCCCCUGCCCUUGUACAGCUCCUUCAAGAUGUGUUUCAUACCUGGUUCACACCACGCUCUUUGGAAGGGCUUUGUCCUGCGUUCAGUUGGCCUUUCAAUUAAUGUUUGAUUGAUAAAGUUGUCUUUUGAGAGCAACUCAGUCACAUUAAACACUGCUGUCAGAUGGUUUUGAAAGACUGGGUUUAGUGCUGGAGUUGCUGGGGAUGUUUUGUGGCUGCUGGAUACAAGAGCCCCCGUUUGGUGGCUCAUAACCACGUGGCAUUUCCCGGACACCGGAACAUAACCUGGAUGGUUCUACUUGGAAUAUGCUCUCAUGGAUGGUUGUCAUAGGAAAAAGUAGAUGAAGACAUGAGUGGAAAAGCCACACAGUUAAUUUUGGCUUCUUAAGGCAUUUUGUUUACUUUUGCAAAGGCUGCAGUUCCUGAUUGGAUUUGAGCAUCCUCCAGAAAUCUCCCUGAAGUCUCAAUUUGCCAUAAGUGAAGUGUUUGCAGGUUUUUGUGUGAGGUUUUGUGGAUAGAUAUUUGUGUUAACCUUUUAACCAUUGUAUUACUGAAACCAAUAAAAAGGCUUCAUUUUAUUCAAGACAACAAAAUUUACAUGAUCCAAACCCAAUGUACUAUGUACUUUAAACAUAGAGAACCUCCUCAGACUUGGCAUUUACCUCCUCACAGCUUCUGCCACGCAUGAAAGUGAGAGCACACAACUGCUUCACCAGGAACUUUCAUCUCCCUGGAAAGCCAAACUGGCUGGGUUCUUUCAUUUGGUUCAAUUGUCCAGCCGUGGUUCUGUUGAUUCUCCUGUUUGUGUUGUCUCCAAAUUCUCUUCUGGAACUUUAAUUCUGGUUUUUUUCACAUGGCUACAAACCACCUUGUUUCCAGUUUCUUCUGCGUAUUCCAGCACUACUCCUCUUGCUUUGGCCUGUAUUCUUUUUCCUCUCCCAGCUUCCUAAUGCCUUUUUUAUGUGCUCCUGUAAGUCAGGAGUGGGACCUAAAUGCCCUGAUAGACCAGCUUUAAUAUCUAAUGUAAAGUGCUGCAGAAGAAUUUAUUUUGGUCCAUUAAUGCCUUAAAUAAUGCUUCUUGUAGUACAAGUCAUUGAUAAGUCAUGUACUGAGCACACAGAUAAAUAAUGAUUUGUCUCUAGCCAGAGUUAAGAGCCAAGAUCACUGGGAGAGCAACUAGGAGUCCAAUGCAUAGCUAAGUUCUAAAAACAUUGCAUGUUUGUUCUUUAGCUAAAAUUUAUUUUCUUUUGCUGAUCCUCUAACUUUUGCCUUUUAGGCAAAAUCGGGGGGGGGUCUCACUUCCUCCUGUUUCAGCUUAUAUCCUGCAGCACAGGUCUGAAAACCAGGUAGCUUAGGAAGAGAACAUUGCUAAGCAAGUAUCACUCAUCCCAAGGACUUCUCAGGCAAGACAUGUUUCCAGGCAGUACAGGACAACUUCACCACGUCUAACUCAGAAGGCUUUUGAGAACAGCCUGAAUGCACAGAUAAGAGCUCUCUGCAGAAGUUCAGCAAAGGUCUUUAAAAGCUGUAAGUGAACCUAUUUGUCUAUAAGGAGAUGUAUUUCAAAGCUGCAAUCCUCCACUAUUACUUUGAUGUUGACUUGGCACCUGUUUUCUUUCUGAACAAGAAGUGUGUUAAAUCCUUCUCUGUGUAAUAAGCCUGCCCCCGAUCAGUUAGUCUUCAUGUAUGUCCCAGACAACACAAAACUGCCCCCAAGUCCUGUAAAAUAAACACAGCAGUGGCUUUAUCACCCUGGCCGUAAUAAACACACACAGAUAACAGAGGGAGGAGCAGGGAUAACAAAGAGCAGUCACCUCUUGUGCUGGUUGUUCUGUUCUGCUCCAGUGAAACUCUGCCUCUCAUCCACACAGGUAAGUCUCUGCUCCCCCAGCCCAUGAGCUCAUUGCACCAACAUGUACCAGGAGGGCAGGGAGGUCUUCUUUUGACAUCCUUGUUGUAUGUUCAAGUAACUCUGCCUCCAACCUUCAAAGCUUUUCCUAAGCAUCACUUUUGAAUCAUUGUGUGACAGGCAGAUGCUCUCACAGGCUGGGAUUUUCACAGACUUGUCAUGAAACAGGAGAGAGACCAGCCUUGCCCAUGAGAUAUUUGGAGAUAAAAAUUGUCUUAGCAGUGUCCAAGGAAAAGAGGCAACUACAGAUCCUGGGAUGUCAGGAAGUGCCACAGGGGGUGGCUGGCAGGGUGAAAUGUGUGAAGGGGGUACAAGUCCUAGUCAGGUUAUCACAAAACAAUGUGGUGAGGGAAUCUGAGCUCUAGCGAGUUUUAAUACACUGUUAUAUAAAUAAAAGUGCACCAAGGAAAGUAAAUCCAAGGAUUUACCAGGUUGUUUGAGAAUAAAACUUGACCAGAGAUACAACAGGGAUGUCUGGAAGAUCUCUGCAGUCUUGAAGUGCUUUGAUUCAGAAACAGUGAGAGAAUCAAGCUGUUAAUAUCCACUCUAUUGUGUUAAGUGGAAAGGAGUCUAGAAAUAAUGGCAGGAAGUCACUAAGCCACAAAAAUAUGCUACCUAUAAAAAAAUAGAGGCUGAUCGAGCUGUGGGUGAGGCAAACCCCACAGGUGUGAGCCAUUUUCUGCCCUUAAGCUCUGGCAGCUGGGGUUGGAGAAGUUGGUUCCACUGUCUCCAGGGCUCCUGGGGAAUCAGUGCCCACACACAGGUGCUCCAGGUGACCCCUGAGUGCCAGGGAGUGGAACCACCAAUGGUGGGACAGAACCUAACGACUUUCCAAGGUACACCUGCACAUAGUUAAAUAUAUUGUGAGCUGACACCCACUUUACCCCUGAAGAGAUCGUGGUAAGGAAGCUCAAGGAAGGCUGAGGAGCACUCAUCAUCUGCUGGUCUCAAAAGGUAGGUGAUUUUUUAGAUUUAAAAUCCUAAAUGUGACGUAAUUGAUAAAACUUAUCAGAUAUAUUCUGAGUGCAGUUAUCUGAGAUUUUCCCAGCCUGAGGUCUGUGUUAUAUAGAUUAAGAGGUGUAAGCUUGGGCUUGUGCUAGCAGGUAAUACUUGGCUUUUUGAUUUUCCAGAAUGAACUAGAAGGGGUAGGCAACUCAGCAGGGCUACAAGGAUCUCGUGUGGUUAUGCAGGGAGAAAACUAGAAGGGCCAAAGCCCAGUUAAAGCUUAACCUGGGUCCUGCAGUAAAAACAUAAAAGCAACAGGGCAAACAACAAAAGGAGGGCUGAGGAGAAUCUAUGAAGGGUGUUGGGGCACCCUCAGUAAGAAGUGGUUGAGUCACUAUUCCUGGAAGGAUUUAAAGGAUAUAUACAGGUGGCACUUGGGGAUGUGGUUUGGUGGUGGGCUUGGCAGUGCUGGUUGGGCUCUGAGAGGUCUUUUCCAACCCUUAUGAUUCUGUUAUUCAAAGUAGACAAAUCACCCCUCCUGCAUGUGUAUCAGCAAGUAAUUCUAAGCCUUUCCUCUGUGCUGCUGCUGAUUUCCCACUUAAUAAAUAUUCCAAAUGACCUGGGGCUGAAGUGCAGCUCCUGAGGUGCUGUGCUCCAGGCUGUGCCCGGUGAUUUCCCCUGAGGAAACCUGUGUACAGAAGAUGAGAGUUCUUAUUCUAAGAGAGUUAUUUGGCUGUGGGCUGCAGAACUGCUGGUUAGAGUCUCUGCUUCAGCCUGGGGCUAUGGGCACUGCAUUUACAUUAACUGUGCUUAUACAGACUGCCCUUAAAGCUGGAUAAAGGACACUUUACCAGCUUCAUUCUCUGGGUUCUUACUGUUUUACACUCGUUGCCCCUCUGCUUGGUUUAUCCAGCAGAAUGCCAUGGUUGGAAACUUAGAAAUAUGAAGGUUUCAUUUCCAUAACAUUUUAAAUUAUUAAGCGACAUGUGGAUAUUGAGGUCACUAAGUAAGACUGGGGAAAAAUGUUCUUCCUUUUGUUGGUUCUGUAAAUGGUUGUUUCAUACUCUCCUUUUGUAAUAAUUACCAUCCAGAGCUAUUUAAUUAUUGAUCCCGUGGCUCCAGCUGGUGUGACAGUGUGAUUUGCAAAGCAGGAGCAGCACCUGAGGGACACAAAGGCAACUGUCAGUGUUCAGGUUCUGGGUCUCAGCUGAUUGUUGUUUUCCCAGUGCUUUGGUUUCUCCUCAGUUUUUAGGAUCUUGAAGCUAAACUAGUCAUGUACUUUGAUGUAGUGUGGUACUCUGUGUAAUCAUUCCCUCAGGGAUCAUUUUGUAGCGAAAAAUGUUGGAAUAGUGCAAAAUUCAGUGGUGAAUGUGGCUUGUUGGUGUGUUCCUUUAGUAUCCAGUCAAAACAACCAGCAAAGGCACUGGGCUGUUCUGCCCCAUCUGCAGCUGCUCCUGAAGAGCCUGGGUUGGUGCUUCACCUGUGUGUGAACUGAACUGGCUGCAACUUGUCCUCUCCUGAGCCUGUUCCCUUGGUUCCCAGCCCAGUCCUGCUGGUACCCUUUGAGAGAACAAUGGCAGAGGGCACCCCUUGUUUUAGUGGCACAUCCCCUGCUCCUGCUGUUUGUAGGGGAACUAGGGAUGGCUUUUCCUCGUGCUGAUUUACUGGAGCCACAGUCUUUUAUCGUAGAAACUCUGGCUUAGAUCCUGUCUAAAAGCAGCAGGUUUUUAUCAAGAUGUAAAACAAGUGUCAGCUGGGAGGAGUCCUGACUAGCCUGAACCAGAAACCUUACUCUCAGCUGUGAAGGCAGUCUCUGAUUUGCUUAACAUGGGCAAUGUGUAACAGGAAAAGUCCAGUUUUAUGCAAUUAGAAAAGUUAUUAUUCCUCCUUAUGUCCUGGAAAAGCACGUUUUUCACUUGAGGAGUUGGACAACAACGGAAAACUCUCAAUGAUCCCGUUCUCAGCUCUUUGAACACAUAAUUCCUACACAGCUGAACAUGGGAGCCACCUUCACUGCAUCUCUGAGUUUCUGCUCUACAUGUGCUCCGUGCACCAAGUCCAAAAUGGUGUUUUCCUUCCUUUCAGCUGAACUGAGGAGGCCUUUGUCCAAGUCAGCAGUACAUGUGUCCACACAUCAGAACAUUCUCAAUUACAAGCUUAAGUUUCUGUGGGCUUUCAGUGUAUGGCACAUUCUUCACUGUCUUAAACUUUAUUGUGGUUUCCACGGUGAUCUUUCCUGAUGCAUCCCCAGCCUUUCCUGCAGGAUGCUCAGCAGUGUGGGUGGAGUGGGAAAGGCAGAACAACUGCUGUGUGAGGAGGAACACACUGGUGCAUUGGAUGAGGCUUAUGGAAAAGAGUUACUUCUCCAGUUUCCCUAAUAAGUACACACUGGUCCUCUUGAAAUGGGAGACAGCAAGUCAGGAAAUGCUGUUUGUGUAGCUGGCCAUGUUGAAAAGGAGAGAUGAGAGCCCUGCUUCUCCUGACUUUUCCUACCAUAUUUCAUUACAGUAAAAGCCAACCUGUUGGGUGCUGAGCUGUGAAUGCUUUAGCAAAGCCCUUGUAAUGCUUUUGUAGUUUUGUUAAACUUGUAUUACUGAGACAAAGAGGGUUCCAGACUGAGGACAAACCUUCCCCUGCCCACUGCUCCUGGCUCUGCAGUUUGGGUUUGCUCAUUUAUAAAACUGGUAUUGUACUUUUAUGUUUAUUUUCUUACCUACAUAUGCACAUUUAUAAAUUUUUCACUUCUGCAGAGGCGAAAUGGUUCAUAAAACCAAGGUAACACUACACUCAGUUGCUGCUUUUCCUCACCUGCUUUGGGAUUGGAAACUUCUGUGGCUCCCUCCCAGAGUGGUGCUUUUGGGCAGUUGAAAUGUGUGAUACAACCAAUCAUAUGGCACCAAAAUAGGCUUGGUAUUGAUUAGUAUCCAGAGACUAAAACAGGGAAACCAUUGCUCUGCCUGGUGCUGUUGUUUAAGCUGGAGUGUAGCUGUUCCACCAGCUGCCAAGAUCCAAGCUGUUUUCUUUGAAAACCUAAGGUGGUUUUUUUUUUUAACUUUUACACUGAAUUUUGGGCUUUGACCUGUAUCUUGGUGAAUAAUUCUUAGCAUCCAACUUCUGGGAUGUCACUCUCCUGUCAGACUUUGGUGUGAUAAAUGGUUGCAUGUUUGGUUUGGGUGCCAUACACAUAAAUAAUACUCCUUUGAUGUCUAUGGUAGCUUUCCUGUCCUGGUCUUAAACCACCCUUUUAUUCCAAGUGCAUUUUAAAAUUAUUAUUUUUGUUCCUGUCUAAGUUUAUAAUCCUCCAUUUCUUCUCUCUUCUGUGUUUUACAAUUUUCAUAUGUGCUAAAGGUUUCCUUCUCUGAGGGUUGUGUUGAUGUGCAGUGGCACCCCCAUAGCCAGGGCCAAGGCAGCCAGUCCCAGGAGCUGCACUCUGCCCCUCGGGGUCCCUCCAGCUCUGCAUGUUCUGUGAUCCCAGGAGUUACUGCAGAGCCUUUCCAGAAGCCAGGCUCUCUGUGACUCCAGAAGCCAGGCUCUGUCCUCCCACAGGUGUAUCCCAGUGAUGCUGCAGAGUUUUUUGGGGGUAGAAGUUACUACACAGACACAGUUAUUUGCCCUGGAAAGCUGAAUCCAGCUCUAAUGAAUGAAGUCCCAAAGCUGGCAGCAUUCAGCACUUUCAUGGGCUGGGGAUAUUUUCUAGCAAGAAAAUUAAUUUCUGAGACUCGUUGACAGAAACAUCAGGAAUGGAUCUGCUGCCUUUGUCUCCACCCACCCCAGCCAAGAGUGGGGGGAGAGGAGCAGCUUUUUUUAUAAAUAGCUCCCUUCCUGUUGUAUUUGUAAAUUCGGUGCUUUUUGUGUCAGUGACAUCACCCUCUUCUCCAUGGCAACCCCCUCCGAUGGCAAAACUGCAGGGCACUGCCAGAGGAACUCAAACCAGCACAUGAACAGGUUGAAUGGAGAUGAGUUAAUUGAGAAAUAGUGCAGGGGCAAUAGGAGGGGGUGGGAAACAGCAGCGAGGAGGUUCCUGCCAGCUCUGCUGCUCCAGCAAACUGUCCCCUGGCAUGGCUGGUUCCCAAAGCUCUGCCCCAUCUCCUCUUCGUGUAAGUCCCUGUCAGGAGGAGGCAGGUGGAAGGCAGGCAGGCAUCUUACUCCCCAUCUCCCGUGUGUCUGGAGAGCAGCACUACAGGUGACUAAGCAGGAGGAGCAUGGCUGACUCACUCCUGAGUUAUUUUCUCACUCCUGUUCUCUUCCCCCUCCCAUCUUUUCUGUUUGUUUUUUAGCUUUCACCCGACAGUUUGCAUUUUUCCCCAGGCCCUGAUGUGAAAGAAUUAGCAGCAGGCUUUCUUGUUACCUAAUGUUCACAAAAAUGUGCUUGUGGUUAUCCACGGGGGAAAUGAAAGCCAACUCCAAAAGCAAGAAAAAAGAGUUCUCUGGAUAAAACACCUCCAUCUUAAAAAAAAAAAAAGGCAUCUCCUUUCUGAAUGUUGUU
This is a messenger RNA of Corapipo altera (White-ruffed manakin), 11012 nucleotides long. It is a transcript of the gene BUB1B, whose product is annotated as BUB1 mitotic checkpoint serine/threonine kinase B. The coding region runs from base 109 to 3432 and encodes 1107 amino acids. The transcript has 25 exons. Gene Ontology annotation, biological process: mitotic spindle assembly checkpoint signaling; meiotic sister chromatid cohesion, centromeric; protein phosphorylation. The record is from RefSeq and is a predicted model, not a curated record. Gene Ontology annotation, molecular function: ATP binding; protein kinase activity. NCBI's taxonomy places the organism in Eukaryota, Metazoa, Chordata, Aves, Passeriformes, Pipridae.